This is a messenger RNA of Serendipita indica DSM 11827, 444 nucleotides long. The record is from the annotation of a GenBank genome assembly. Lineage: Eukaryota; Fungi; Basidiomycota; Agaricomycetes; Sebacinales; Serendipitaceae.
AUGGCUGGAAAGCAGUUGGGAAAGGCUGCAAUGGUGAGGCUUCUUGUCCCCGCGGGUAAAGCUUCGCCUUCUCCACCCGUAGGACCUGCAUUGGGAGCAAAAGGAGUCAAGUCGAUGGACUUUUGCAAAGAGUUCAAUGCACGGACAGCGCACAUAGAGCCUGGGCUGGCGAUCCCGACAAAGAUUAUCGUCGCUCCGGAUCGCUCGUUUACUUUUACCACAAAGUCUCCUUCGACCACGUACUUCCUGAAGAAGGCGGCAGGCAUCGAAAAGGGGACUGGCAAGCCCGGACAGGAGACCAACGGAACUAUUAGCGUCAAACACAUCUACGAGAUUGCCAAAAUCAAACACGAGGACGUUAAAGGCAUGAAUAUGAGCUUGGAGAGCAUGGCGCGGUGUAUAGUCGCGACGGCGAAAACUCUUGGUCUCAAGGUUGUGCUAUAG